AUGUGUCGGGCCGACAAUUAUCCGCCCCGUGCGGUAUACUCGCUCUAUACGCACCUCCCCAAACCUCGAUUACCUUGGAUUCAGUGCGACUUUGGUGCGACUUUCUUAUUGCAGUUUAAUACCCUAUUCUGUGUACAGCCGGAGCAAAGCUUGAAUUAUUUUGUUCCCCUCAAGCAAUCUCUACGUAUUCAAUUUCUAAUGUCCGCCCCUGAGCCCGCUGCUGCGGCGGCACCUGCUCCCGGCGCAGAGACGCAUCACACGGUGCUUGACGUUGCGAAGCUACACAGCCUCCCAUCCGAACAACAAGACCUCUACGUGCUCACCUUUACCUCCGACCUCGCCCAACAUGUGUCCGGCCUCACGAAGGAGGAAAUCACCGUCGAACAAGCGCUCGUCAAGGAAGAGCUGUUUAAGAUUCUCAACCUCAGCUCCCCCACUAUCACGCGAGUGAUCCGCAACAACCUGGCCAAGUGCUUUGGGACAAUUCUCGGGAAGGGGGAUAGGAUUCCGUUGUAUGACACAGUGUUGGAGUUGCUUAGCUUGGUCAAUGGCGGAAAGGGCGUCGAGCUCAAGACCAAGUUGGCUGCUGCUCACUGCUUGGGGGAAGUGUUUGCCAGUGCUGGCGACAGCGCUUACAGCCAGGCGCCUGCUGCUGUCACAGGGCUGUUUAAGCUUCUAAAGGCAGGCAGCAACCAUGCCGGGCUCCGAGGCUCAGUUCUGGCCGCAGUGCGAAAAGUGAUUGGAGGACUUGGAGGGCCUAUCGAGGAGCAAAUAGCUCGAGACAUAUGGAAACAAGCGCGAAGUGCAGCUUCUACCGACAAGUCCGCGCUUGUCCAGAUCAAUGCUUGUCGGUGUCUUGAGCAGCUUUUGGCAACAACGACGUACUUCGAUAACCAGAACGAUUUCGACAACCUCAAAACCCUUAUUUGGAAAAUCAUUGACAGUCCGAUUGCGCCGGUGAGACAUGCCGCCGCUUCGUGUUUAGCAAAAGCCCUGGUUAAGAGCUACUCGUCCCAAGCUGGAGUCGAGUUAUCAGCAAAGGCUAAAAAGCUGAAGAGGCAAUCGAAGAAACCACCUCCAAAAAAGGGCGACGAGGACGAAGAUGAACCGGCAGAACAAGAGUCUCCUGCCCUCAGUAAAAAGGCCGAGUCGCGCAUGUUGCUUUCACUUCCCGAUAUUUUGUCCCAGCUUGCUUCACAGUACGUGCGAAAUUCUACAAGUAACCGAGUUAGAGCCGGCAUCGCGGUUUGUUACAAGUCUGUCAUUCGGAACUUGGGAGACAAUGUCGUCGAAGAAAGAUACAGUCAAAUCGCCUCCCAUCUACUCAUUACUCUAGUCAACCACCCAACAGUAACGUACAGUCGGUUUCGCCUCCUUAUGACCAGGAAAUUCAUAAGAAUUAUCCUUGAAGAAACAAUUGGUCACGAAAUAUUGCGGGAGACUAGCCAGCUGAAUGCAGCAAAUUGGUUAAUCAACGGCAUUUUGAAAGACUAUCCUCAAGUCAUCCAGGAGAGACGCGAGCCAAGCAAACAUACUCUCACCAGCACUCUUAGUGCACUCUCGUCGUUGAUAUCAUCUCUUGGCUCAGCCGUGAAUUCACUUGGCGAUGCUUGUCGCGAAGCGCUUAUUCAAGUUUUGCCUCAUCCCAGCUAUACUGUACAGGUCCAAACAGCCCAAUGCCUACGUAAUUUUGUUCUAGCAUGCCCAAGCCAGCUUAUAUCGUGUGUUACCAUCUGUUCCAACAGCUUGAACCGAGAAAUUGGACAGCUAGUUACACCACGUUCGUCCUCUCGGCGAUGUCUGGGGUUUGCGAACGGUUUAUCUGCCAUGCUGGGAACUUCUCGGUUGCAACCCCUUUAUGGAUCCGUUGAUGUUUUUUCACGUGUGCUAUCACAGGCGACUGAUCUCCUCAAGAAUAGUGGUGGCUCUGAACUGCGUGUUGCUAGCACUCAAGUUCAAGUCGCGUGGAUUCUCAUUGGAGGCUUGAUGCCUCUUGGACCUAGUUUUGUCAAAAUCCACUUGUCUCAGCUGAUGCUGCUGUGGAAAAAUGCUCUGCCUAAACCUUUGGGCAAGGCGAAUACCGCUGAACGAGGUGCCUUGGAGACAAGUUUCCUUGCACAUGUUAGGGAAUGUGCUUUAGGGUCAAUUCUUUCCUUCCUUGAAUUCAACGGCAAAUUGAUUACCGUGGAUGGAGCUAGACGUUUGGCUACGAUGUUGCAAAACACAGUUGCUUUCUUGGAUGAUGUAACUCUGCCAAAGACAUCGGAAGACAUUUCGCAACGCCUCUCUCCUUCCUUGCAGUUGCACGAUUACGUUGUCAUGGUCCGUCGCCGUGUGCUUCAAUGCUUUACAAAACUGGUGAAGCUUAACCAGACCAGCCAUGCCGAGAUAAUGUCUCAGUCUAGUCUUCUCAGCCUGGCUAUAUCGUCUUUCGCAGACCCGGAUCUCACACUGGCUAGCCCUACUGAAAGUUCGAUUGCCGCUUCGACUGGGCAAUUCGAGAGCCUCUGGGAUCUCUGGGACAACUUCGGUUUCGGACUCACUGGUCUCGCCCGAGAUUAUGUCAACGAAACAUUGGUUGGAAAGCGUGCUGGACGAAGCGCUCCUUGGAUCGCUGACGACUCGAAAGAUCAGGACAUUGACGAUGUUUUGAACUUCCCCACCGGCCAAGCUAGUGAACAUGACUCUGUCCUCCUUUACAGCAAGCAAGAUAACCAGUCUGCUUUUCACACAGAUCCUCCGGCAAUAGAAGUGGUCAACACUGCUAUAGAACUUUUUGCCGUCGCUCUUCCACUGCAAACUCCUAAAGUGCAAGAAAGUAGCGUCGAACAAAUUGCCACCCUCCUAUCAUCUCACACCUUGCAGAGGAAUCCAGGCCGCAAGGCUGCCAUGUCCAUCAACAUUGCCAUAGCUCUAUUGCAUACUCUUAAAGUUGCGGUUAGAGAAACCCCUUCUCUUCCUGGUAAUUUGGAUCUGUCCACAGGCAAGAUUAUGCAAGAGCUUUUACAGAAAUUCGUCAUGGAUCCUGAUGCAAUAGUUCGAACUAUUGGAUUUGAAGCUCUCGGAAGGCUUUGUAAUAGCGCCGGAAAUGCAUUUACUAAUACCCAAAUCAACUGGCUUAUCGAUACUAUUGUUAAAAAUCGCGAGCCGAAUGCACGUGCAGGAUGUGCUGCCGCUCUAGGAUGCAUACACUCACAGGUUGGUGGCAUGGCCGCAGGCUUUCAUUUAAAAACUAUUGUUGGAGUUCUCAUGUCGUUGUGCAAUGACCCCCACCCAGUCGUGCAUUUCUGGGCUCUGGAUGGUCUAGAAAGAGUGGCAGAAUCUGCCGGGUUGACCUUUUCGGCCUACACUUCAAGUUCGUUGGGUAUGCUAGCCCAGCUAUACAUUGCAGACUCUCACAACGAGGAAGCAGCCUCGUUGGCAACUUCAAAUCUUGAGAUUAUAUUCCCCACAGCUCUCAUAAUUAGCCGUGCGGUAGAUUCGCUUAUCAACGUCUUGGGCCCCGAUUUGCAAGAUAUUACAAAGACACGCAAUCUCAUAUUGACUCUAGUGCGUCAAUUCCAGCUUGAGGAAUCCUCAGCAAUGACUACUCAAAGCUCUCGGUGCUUGGAUCACCUCUCGUUAUAUGCACCAUCACAUGUAGACUUUUCUGCAUACGUCAAACGCUUGCAAACCGAACUCGCAUCAAAGAGCCCAUUGAUGCGCGAGGCGGCAACCCGUGGGCUGAGCAACUUGAUGAAACGAGAUGCGGAGUUAGUUCUCAGUACACCGGAAUCUACUUUGGAGGAUGGGGUUUGGCUUGCCUUUGAUGACUCGCCCGAAAGUACAACCCUACAAAGCUUGAUUCGCAAUUGGCUGCAACAAACUGGCCUUUCACAUACAGAGCUUUGGGUUCAACGCUUCCAAAAUGUACUCACCAAAACUCGUGGCAAGGUGGAAGACGCUCCUAAAAAGACAAUGCGUGUGGCCACUGUAUCGGAGCUUCCAGAUGACGAAGUAGCUGGGUUUGCCUCAGCUGUUGCCGGGGGAGAUCAAGAGGACGCAGACACCAACGUUACUGCCGGGCAAGAGCUGCUGAAAUGGCAAACCCGAAAUUUUGCAUUGAGCUGUCUUAGUGAGCUACUCUCCAUGGUCAAUGACCAUAUAUUGCCAGACCAGACCAUUCCCGCAGAAGCAGCUCUUCAACAGAAGAUUGGCGACAUUGUACGGAUAGCUUUCUCUGCUUCGACCGCCAAUGUCAUAGAGCUCAGAGUUUGGGGUCUCAAAAUACUCGACCAGAUUCUCAAGAUGUUUGGCAAAACUCCUGAUCCAGAUUUUUCCGAGGCAUCUCUGCUCGAACAAUACCAGGCACAAAUCGGCUCGGCCUUGACUCCAGCAUUUGCAGCUGAUUCCUCUCCCGAUUUGGCCUCGGAAGCAAUCAAUGUGUGUGGCACGUUUGUUGCUACCGGUAUUGUCACAAAUGUGGAUCGUAUGGGCAGAAUUUUCCGACUUCUUGUAGUUGGUCUGGAAAACUUCACAAAAAAUCCGGAUGUUACGGAGAUUGGCGACCUGAAAGGUCUCAACUCAAAUGCAAGGGUCAUGGUAAAGAUGGCACUUUACUCGGCCUGGGCACGACUACAAAUGGCAAGCUUGGAGCAGCCUUAUCUAGUCGAGAUUGUGAAACCGUAUACAGCCAUGCUCACGCCACUCUGGCUGUCUUCCCUGCAAGAAUUUGCUCGGCUGCGUUUUGAGCCUGACAUUUCCGGCAGUCUCGGCACUCCAUCGACAGGAAAUCUCGACGAGGUUUAUGCAGCCCUCAACAGAGAAACCCUCCUUAACUAUUACCAAGAUUCUUGGUUGAAUCUCGUCGACGCCAUUGCGAGCUUGGUUGAGAAAGAUAGCGAUUUCGUUUUCGACGCUCUGGACAACAAAUCCAUGCAGGAUCAAGAUGAGCAGAAAACCGAGGCCAACGGAGAAGUUUCUCGAGGAAAGGGUGAUAACAUCAAUUAUCGCGAUGAACCCGUCGCCUUCUUUUUUGUGCUUUUCGGUCUUGCGUUCGAAGCUCUGGUCGAUCAGUCCAUAACCCCUCUUCAGAGACUGGAGAUUCUCCAGGCCUUAAAGAAGAUACUUCGACCUACAGUUUCCGGCAACGCCGUAUACCAAGACGCCGUGUUUUCGGAAACGAUAGACACUCUUGAUCGUCUGGUACUAACAGAAGGUUACAACAUUCAAACGGUCAUUGUAGAAACGGCUAGAAAUCUGUCGUUGGAUCACCCAGCAGCCCAGGCUGGCCAGGACCGCGUUGAAAAUUUGUCUGAUGAUAUCGAGCAGCUCUUUGAGCUAACAAGGAACAUCAUCCUUGUCUUGGCUGGCUUGUUGCCAAACUUGAGUGAUGCAAGCUCUCGCACAUUCAACGUUACCUCAGAAGAUUCUCUUGUUCUAAUCCGUCUCGCUUUGUCCUCGCUGGUUGAUGUGGCCUCGGUAUUCCCGGAGAUCAUCCGGCAUGACCUCCAUGCUUGCAUUUUACACAUUUUCAGCACUGUUCUUGCAACUGGAAUCUGUCAAGCGGAAGUCGUUCCACAUGCUCUCCCAAUAUUCCGCCGAUUUAUCCAAGGUGUCAGUCCGAAAGAUGCACCAUUAACCGAAGCAGUCUCAUUGCAAAUGCGAGGGUGUCUUACUCGUUUCCUGACGACACUCACAAUAGCUCAACGCCGGGAAUCAGAGACGUCCCUGCCCUGUGCAAAGAAUACCCUUCUCGCCAUGACUAUAGUCCUCACCACGACUAGCCACGCUCUGCCACCUCACGACCCUGUUAUUUGCAAGGUCCUUGACGAAUUCCUGGACUGCCUGCAGGAUGUUGGCCUUGCCAGUGUUGCUGCAGGAUGUAUUCGGUCCGUGCUUCUGAACCCUGGGCCAAGAUCUGCAACAGAUUCGUUGAUUGCACGCUAUCUGUUCCCAAGGCUCAUCGCAUUCGUAUCUGCGGUGCCUGAUGAUAGGGGCGAGCCUCCGAUUGACCCGGAGAACUCGCGCACGGCAAUUGCGCAUACACUGGUCCUGUUCAUCAGUAUUCCGGCAGCGGUACCAAGGACUCAGUUACCGACAGCCGUGCCUUUGGUCGUCGCAGCUCUUCUCGCGCGUGCCAGAAGCGAUGGGGCCUCGGUAUAUCGGGACACGGCUGUUCGACUACUGGAGAUAGGCAAGUUGGACGCGGUGCUGUUCCGCACCCUGUUAGCUCGCAUGGAACCAGAACAAAGGUCUCUUGUUGAAGAGAUCCUACGUAGCGCAGAGACAAGCUCUUCGGCCAAGGUUGUGGAUUCCGAGGCUGAUGGAAGGAAAGCUGCCCCAACUAUCGCUCUUCGUAUGGACUUUUGA
This is a messenger RNA of Talaromyces rugulosus, 6351 nucleotides long. RefSeq lists its product as uncharacterized. Gene Ontology annotation, biological process: endocytosis; intracellular protein localization; retrograde transport, endosome to Golgi. Gene Ontology annotation, cellular component: Golgi apparatus; membrane; endocytic vesicle. The record is from RefSeq and is a predicted model, not a curated record. The coding region runs from base 1 to 6351 and encodes 2116 amino acids. The transcript is spliced from 6 exons. Lineage: Eukaryota; Fungi; Ascomycota; Eurotiomycetes; Eurotiales; Trichocomaceae.